GCCGUCGUGAUCUGUGCGUUUGAUGCAGCUGUUCAUAAGAUACUUGUUCUCGCCCUGGUCUUCUUCGUCUCGUCGUAUCUCCUGUCUUGAUCCAUUGUUCACUUACUGAUUGUGGAUUGCUGGCUUCCCCGUUCGUGCGGUGCUGUUAUCAUAUUGAUCCUUGCACCACGCCAUCGCCGUGGACAAUCACAUCAUCAUCUUCAUCAUCAUCAUCACUAUACCAAUCCCAGACUCGUCCAUCAUUGAUCUAUCGCAAACAUGUCGACCACCACAGACACCUACCAGGCGACGCAGAACAACGCGAAUUUGACUGCUCCCGCCCCCAAUGCUAUGGGCGUCCACGAUCCCUUGGAGAAGGAUUUCGAGAACGGUAUGUGUGACACUCACGCAGGCAAGCCGGGGAACUUGAGCGCCAGCAGCGCAACCAUGAGCUCGCAAGGUUAUCAUCUGGACAACAACAUGGACCCAGACACGGCGUUGAGGAAGAUCCAGACAUCGGGCAGCAUCUCCAUCUCACCCGAGCUCUUUGAGAAGAUUUACCUGUCGCCUCAGAACAAGGUCGCGGGAGAUUUGCGAAAGACAUUCGGUAACCCGACACCUCUCGCUCUGGUCGGUUUCUUGCUCUGCCUCAGCCCAUUGUCUUGCGACUUGAUGGGAUGGAGGGGAGCGGGCGGUAAUGGCGCAGCAUCCACGGGCGUCUACUUCUUCUUUGGUGGCCUCCUCAUGAUUCUGGGUGGUUUCGGAGAGUUCAUUCUCGGCAACACCUUCCCCUUUGUCGUCUUCUCCUCGUUUGGCGCCUUCUGGCUCGCCUUCGCCGCCACCCUGCAGCCCUUCUACAACGCCUAUGGCGCAUAUUCUCCCGACCCGACCAUGCCAGGUGAAGGGUUGAACACGGUGGGAUUCAAUGCCUCAUUCGCCUUCUUCCUCGUAUUCAUGGGUGUCUUGUGCUUCCUGUACAUGGUGCUCUCCGUCCGAACCAACCUGGUCUUCUUCCUCAUCUUCUUAUCCCUCGUGCCCGCCUUCGGCCUGCUCGCAGGCGCAUACUGGACGCUCGCCAAAGCAGCAGAGGCCACGGCGGCCGGAAACACGGCGUCGGCCGCGAGCCACAUGUCGAAUGCCAACACCUACACCAUCACGGCCGGCGCCUUUACGUUUGUUACCUGCAUGUUGGGCUGGUACAUUUUCUUCGCCAUCAUGCUCGCCGCCCUCGACUUUCCCUUUCAACUUCCCGUCGUUGACUUGUCGCGCUUUGUCAAGGGUGCGUCGGAUCGGGCCAAGGCGAAGAAGCAGUAUGAGGCUUAGAAGAGGCGAAUGGGAAUUUUUGGUUGUUGUUGAUGUUGAUGAUGAUGAUGAUGUUGUAAAUAAUAAUAUGAUGAAUGAUACCACACUGCACGAUGUUUAUGAGCAGGAAAAGAAAAAGAGGAAAAGUAGGUAAGGUAGGGUAGAAUUGGAAGAUUCUCCCCGAAAAAGAAUGAAGAGAC
This is a messenger RNA of Sphaerulina musiva SO2202, 1481 nucleotides long. RefSeq lists its product as uncharacterized. Gene Ontology annotation, cellular component: plasma membrane. The coding region runs from base 259 to 1302 and encodes 347 amino acids. NCBI's taxonomy places the organism in Eukaryota, Fungi, Ascomycota, Dothideomycetes, Mycosphaerellales, Mycosphaerellaceae. The record is from RefSeq and is a predicted model, not a curated record. The transcript has 4 exons. Gene Ontology annotation, molecular function: acetate transmembrane transporter activity.